Messenger RNA from Rhipicephalus sanguineus (brown dog tick), 6412 nucleotides. RefSeq lists its product as uncharacterized. The record is from RefSeq and is a predicted model, not a curated record. The transcript has a single exon. Lineage: Eukaryota; Metazoa; Arthropoda; Arachnida; Ixodida; Ixodidae. The coding region runs from base 375 to 2021 and encodes 548 amino acids.
ACGAAGGCGUCUCAGCCGCUCUACGUCGUCGUCCGACGAGGAAGCCCGAACGGUUCGGCGACGGUCGGACUACUGUUGCUGUGUGUCAAAGAGUGGAGGAUAUCUAGUGCGUGUGCGUGUUUGCACCAAGUGUCACUUCGCCAUCGUUCUUUGUGUCGUCAGCGUUCUAUUUGGAUUACUGCGCGGAAGCGAACCUUCGCCGUGAUUGCGCCCUGCAAGGCCGGACCGGAACAAGGGUUCUCCGGCGAGUGCCCUCCAUGGAUUAUCGAGGCGUCCGUGAGUGUGCGUGUACGCCGCCGUCGUGACGCCUUGCGCCGCGAGGCGCGCUGCGACGUUCUGGGAUUUCAACCCCGGGUACUUCUAGAGGAUCGACUAUGGCCCACAACGCUUCAACAACGCCGAUCUGCCGCUGCCGGGUCCUAUAUCUAGGUUCGGCUGUCCCUCACAUCACGAAGGACGGCCUUCAGGGCAUUCAGGAGCCACUGCGUGAGCUUUACCCGGACCAGGGACCCGUGUCUGCUCGAGGCAUUGACUCGUGGCUCAGCGUCUGGAGUAACGGACUCCUACUCGAGAACGUUGACGAGUCUCUGCGUCAACACGUGCGAUUUUUUCCCAUCGAGACGCUUCACUACUGUGCAGCGGUGCGCCAUGUCGUGGUGCCGGGCUCAAGCGGGUCCGAACGCGUUGAGAAGUUUCUGCCUCUAGAUAGCCCGUUCGCGAGGCACGCAGGACCACAGCAGCCACCGUUGUUCGCGUGCAUACUGAGGAGGACUACGGGCAUUAAGGUGCUCGAAUGCCACGCGUUCAUAUGCAAAAAAGAGGCAGCGGCCAAUGCCCUCGUACGUUGCUGCUUCCACGCGUACGCUGACUGUACGUACGCCAAGCAGUUGGAAGAGAAUCCAUACGUUCUAGACGGGCCGCCGCGGCGAGCUCAAUCUGUUGUUGGCCUGGACACCGUGCAGAAGGUCGAAGCAUGGCGUCACCAGCAGGCCGAGCCUUCUACCAGCAACGGCGUGCCGCACGCGAACGGUGGUUCGAUCUUGCUCGACGACGACACGGAAGACGAUGAAGGAAACUACAAAAUCUGGACUGGGCCUGCUCCCAGAGAACUCGUCUACAUGGACACCAGCGGAACACUAAGAAGCGUCCAGUCAACGGCCACCGGACCCCCCAAGUCGUCUCGUCCCCGGCAGCUCGCCAUCCCGUCUCGACCACCGCCUCCACCGUUGCCGCCUCUUCCGCCUCCCGGCACGAGCAAGAUGAAUGGCCACAAGGAGAGCUCAAAGCCUAAGAAGAAAUCUAAGUCCAAGUCUUCGUCCAAUUCGCCGCAGCAGCAGCAGCUCCCUCCCAUGCCACCUCCGCCUCACAUUAACGGGUACAGCGUGAUAUCGGGCUACAGCGGCAACCACCCACCACCCCCCAUGAUGAUCCACUCGGAAAGGAUGCGCAGGCCUCCCGAGCGGCCCAUGCUGUACAGCGCCGAGGAGCCCUCGUACAUACCUGCCGUGCGAGCCAUGAGUCCGACUGCUUCGUAUCAGCCUGGCAUGUAUCCCCAUGAGCAGUACUUUAUGCAGAACUACAGCACGGCACCCCGCCCUCAUGGAAGCAAGCACAGGGGAAACGGAGAGCACCCGCCGUCUUCGAAGCCUUCCAAGGAGCACAGGCGUAGUAAUGGCCACCAUGAUGACUCGGCAGGAGGGGACACCGACUCACCCUUCAACACGGGCAUCUACCGCAGGAAGGGUCAUCUAAACGAGCGUGCCUUCUCCUACUCCAUCAGGCAGGAACACCGGUCGAGGUCCAACAGCUUGGCUAACCUGCACUUCCUCAAUGGUGGGCCCGAAGGCAACGGCGAUCCUGGACCUUCCGGAAUGGACAAGAAGGACAGGGAGCUCGCUCAGCUCGUCGGCGACCUGGAUUUAAGAGACAAUAAUGGCUACGGAGGCCCGUCUCAUAGGCCAGUCACGCCGGACACAAACUUUACCCGAAAGAAGGCUUCGUCCAAGAACUAUGCUUGGUAAAAAACACAAUAAGAACGAUGGGACAAGUUCCACGUCAAGGCACGCUUUUCAUCCACUCCUCACGGAAGAUUCGUGGACUGUCCCCGCGAUCAACGCAGAUCGUGGAACACUAUAAUAUAGAAUUCAACUGGAUGGAUGCCAUGAUAAGCGACCGAUCGGUGCUUGUGUGCGAAGUGCCACUAUGUCCUCAACGUGUGCGUUUUUCUUUUUUUUUCGUUUGGUGUGUUUUUGUGCGACGUACAUUAUACGACUAAGUGGCAGUGAUGGUGGCUAAGCGCACGAUGGUGCGCAAAUGUGGAUAUAUGCAUGUUCGAUGGAUUGCGUUGCCCAGCCUUAAAGUGCCCAGAGGAUUAAGACUCAUCGCUUAUGACCCUUUCUGUGGUACUGCCCAAGGAUUCUGCUCACUUGUUCCCCGGCUUCGAAUCGGCCAAGUCACUGGCUUUGAUUAGAACACUUUGCUUAAGUUAGAGCUCAUUUAUUGCCGCACGCGAACGAAAUUCUGGUUUGUUUCAAGGCAGCGCUGAUCUUGGAGACCGAGGAACACUUCGUUGAGCUCUUGUUAUCUUGUAACAAUCAACAGUCUGUUUUGUUUGCGUGUGUCUGGCCAACUGACCAACUUUCUAAUCUGUGUGGAUGUGCUAGUGAUUCAUGAAAUAACCCCAGAAAAAUGUGAAGACACUUGCUUGAAACCGGACUGGUCAAAUUUCCCGACGCGUAAUUCAGGGAACCAAUCACUUCCGGCGAAUGAGACGGGCCUUCAUGCUCAUUGGCUGUACAUUGAUUAGUGCUUGUUCAAGUUCAGUAGUGUAGGCCAAAUCGGGAAACAGCGAUUGAUAGUAUAGCAGUUAUUUCAGGAGUGUCUUUUUUUUCUUGCUUCUACCACGACUUAUUUUCUUUGGCAUCGAACGCAUAGGAAAGAGCAAAAGGACGCCGCAAACGAUACAACCAUCUUAUUUCCGUAUACAAGCUUCUGUAAUUCUAUUCUGCAGUCCCAUUGUAUAAGCGCAGGCUAAUUUCGCGGCAAUCGUAUGCUAACACUCAAAGCUUCACUCAAAAGUUCGAGUGAUCGCUUGCAAAUUGAUUGUGACUUUAUCUGAUCAAGGUCGAUCGCUAGUCAUUUGUGGAAUGGCCCAGCUAGCACUUACUUGAGAAGGAUUCGUUAUGAAGGAAGAAAGCCGCAGUAUAUCUGACUGCGCGGGGGAGAGCUAGUUUGACUCUCAGAUGUCCCUCCCAUACGAGUGCUCUCGUUAUGUUUGCAACGGAGUCAGAUGAAUGCAUACGCCUGAUAUACAUAAGGAAGUGCCUAAGUUGAGACGAGAAGGGAGGAAUUGGAAGGUCGACUGAGGUGAGGUCAUGCGCGCUUCAAAAUAGGGCGACACAUUCAGCCACUUAGCGCUCUAUUUAUAGCUGCCUCUCUACAACAUUGUGGAAGUUUAUCAAUAAAUCUGCACUUAUUGACGCAUGUCUUCAUUUUAUGAAAGAGAAAAUUGACAACCUCCCGUUUGUAGUAUACAAAGCCACUCGGAUUUGCGCUACAAACGGUUUGCAGUCUUGAUUUUAUUUGGAAAAGUAGAUUAUUAUCAAUGUCUGUUUUCGAAGUCGUCUUUUAUUGCCGUGAGUUUAACAGUCUAUGCAUGAUGGCUAACAACUUUUACAGCAAUUCCUCAUACUCCAAUGACGCUUUGGUUCAUUGAUAAAUCCUUAGUAAUUGACGGUCAUUGAUAAAUCCGUAGUAAUUUGUUGCGCUGAAGCACGAACCACGUAAUAACUAAGCUCUGGUAGAAGCUGUAAAUUCACAGAUGUUUUUAAUUUUGAAGAAUAUGUUCUGAUGCAGGGAUUCUUUUUGUACAGGCACACAAGGGACAAUUUUCAGAUAUCUAUUUAGCAACAAGGCUGAAAACUGUGUACCCCUGUGAAAAGUAUGAUGGGUUCUCAGAUUUGUCAGCUGUACUUUUGAUGCACACUGGUUAGCCAUAUUUCUUGAACUUUCCGGGCAACUGCGCCGACUGCGAAAUUCAAAUAACCUUUUAUUUGUGAAGAAGCAAAGAACAUUAGUUAUGUGCAUACAGGCCUCUGGUAGCCAUUUACAUUGCAUUUUGUUAAAAAGAAAAAAAAAGCUGCAAGCGUGGUGUGCUCUCACGACAUGGUUAGUUUUUCUCCACGUGAGAUACUGAAAAUGACAAUAUCCUGUUCCUCAUUUUCUUUUGAAACGUAUCGUCCCUCCAAAUUAAAAAUCGCGCAGCGUCCACAAAAAACGUGGACUCCUUCCCAAGUUUCCUGCUCAUAAGUAUGUAAGGGUAUGCAACCUCACCGAUAUCUAGUUCCCCAACGGCGUUACAGUCCUGCUUCCCUUCCAAUCUGAGGUUAUUUCCAUUUCGUUUAUUUUUGUUCAGCGUUGCUUGCUAAUUUUACCCUUGGCUACAACGCUCGAAUGCCUGGGCCCGCUUUCAGAAUGCGUGAGCCGACCAUAAAACUUGGGGAGAUAAGGAUUACGAGGUCGGCGUGGACGAUAGAGCUUUUGCCAGGCUUCUUCCGGUUUUUCGCACUAAAAUAACCUUCAGCUCGUGCACGGGCUUAAGGCGGAAGUUCCCGGGCAAGCGUUUACUUACAACGGACGGAAUGCUCCAGUGCCCUUACACUGAAUUUGACAAAGUUCAAUGAUGAGCGGGCUACACGUCACGUCCCCCAUUACUAAUGUUCACAGCGGUGGCUCAGGCGCUAAACGGUGAAAUCGUCACGUUGUUCUACAAGCAAAGAAACACGUUUCUUGGCUCAUUGGCAAUAUGCUUUACGCCAACGGCACAGUCUACCUGCGAAAUGAAACUGCGGUGUCAUUGUUGAAACUGGUAACAGAAAAACGAUGCGAAAUUAUAAAAAAGAAACAUUUUUUUUAGACGCUUUGACAUACUGACGCUGAGAAGGUCAUGACAACUUCACUUUGGGACGUUAAACCCCAACAAUUAUUAAUAUAACUUCACAUAAUAUUCGUUAUUGUAACGCUUAGGAAAAAAAUUUAAGAACUAAUGUCCCCAAUAAACAGUGACGCCUACUUCUUUAUGACGGUCAGGUUACCGCGAUCAUGACGAUACAAUUUCGCUUUUUUUCUGGCCAACCACGGCAGUGCAGCUGUUUCUGACACUAGUUAGAAGUAAAUUCCGACGUCCUGUGGCCUUUUGGCAGGUUUAAGCACUUACCGGCUUUUAUACUUAUUGUAUUUUUAUUCGGCUGUGCUUAUGCUAGCAUGUAAUUGAUUGUAGAAUUGAAUACCAUUAUAUAACGCAUCGCAUUAUGUUUUGACAGACCGUGACUCUGUCUAAAGCGAAGAAUCAAGCUGUACUUGUCACGGUUUAGUGGUAAUUGUUUCUGAACCUUUGAGAACACUAUAGGCCCUAGCUUGACCUGCAAAUGAGUUCAAGUCCAACUUUCGUUAAUGCAGCGUAUUCCUCUAAUAUGGUUUGUUGAUUCUUCUUUAAAUGUUAAAAUUGUUCAUGCUCGAUAAAUAUUAGUGCAAAUCGUCUGCCAUUGGUCCCAUGCGCGUAAAAACGCGAAAAGUUCAAUUAAAAUUUUAAAAGGGUGACAGCAAAAUAAUGAUUGGUGGCCGUCAUGGCUUUUUUUGCAAUAAGAAUUGUCCAAAUCUGCUGUUAUCAUUUUUUGAUUAAUAAUGAUGAUAGCAUUGUGUUUCCCUUUGUUUUUAGGACAUUUAUUUGUACUUGCGUGGAUAAAAUCUGAUCUGAACGAGGUGUUUGUACGUUAACAGUGACGCGGUUCCAGAAGUGACAUCUUCUUCGCCUAAUCGGUGUUUCAUAACCGUAAAAAUCUCUCUUGUAGAAAUUGAUUCUUUGAGUGAAAAUGGCAGAUGUGUAUAAAUUUGAAUAUGCAUUCAAAUGUGCAUUUAAAGAAAUUGACUAAUAAUCCAUUCUUCUGUGUUUUGACAUUGAGGCAUGCAUUUUCUUUUUUAUGGUACUUGUUCUGCUGUUUAACUUUUCUUUUGAACACGAUUGGCGAGAGUGUUUUUAUUUGCCCCUUACAUUAUCAUACAAGAUGAUCACUAAGUUUUUUAACAGUAAUAUAUUGUACUAGCAGGGCGGAACAUAUGGUAAGAGAAGUUAGGUAAACUGAAUGAGUGCUGUCACAACUGAAAUGCGUUUGUUGUGUUGUUGACAAAACGUGAUGAAAACAAUGACGAAGGCUUAUAGGCUGCUGAACGUUACCCCAAAUGAUAAAUUGUGCAAGAAAAAGGAAUGUGCGAGACUUGAGCGGUUUGUUCUUUCUGCUCCCCGUUGUUGUGUUGAUGAUGCAUCGACUUGUACAGCCUUGAGCAAGACAUCUCUGUGCAACAACGUCCUGCUCUGUUGUUAUGCCGAAAUAAAACGGACAGUUCCUGGUCAGAA